Molecule: messenger RNA, 1290 nt
Organism: Symbiodinium pilosum
Lineage: Eukaryota; Dinophyceae; Suessiales; Symbiodiniaceae
Source: the annotation of a GenBank genome assembly
AUGGCUGUGGCGUCGAUUGGCGCCUGCCUUGCCUUGCAGCAUCACAGCUCUCGCAGAGUCCGAGGGACGCACGUUGUUUUGCGAAGAGCCUCGCAGGUGGAAGCUGUGCGACUGGUCAGCGUGAAGGAAGGGCAGCUUGUUGUAGAUCAGACAAAUCUUGCUUUGCUCAUGGAGUCUUUGCGCGCAUCGUCAUGCGAGCGCGUAGCCGUCGUUUCGAUAGCAGGUGCCCUGAGACAGGGCAAGUCCUUCUUCCUCGACCUGUUUGCAAGAUACCUGGAGUCCUCUGAAGACAUGUUAUCUGGGUCUUUACAGGACAGUCAGCGAUUCUGCUGGAAAUCAGGUAUGGAGCGCGUCACAGAUGGAGUGUGGGCGUGCCCGCAAGUCUUUGAGGGACCAGGCUCUGCGAAGACAAGGGUUGGAAUUCUGCUGCUGGACACACAAGGCACCUACGAACCUGGAGCCUCCCGAUGGCAGAACAACUCACUGCUUGGUCUGGCCGGCUCACUGUCGUCUAUACUCCUCUUCAACGUCUCGAAACAGCUGCAACAAGACACUGUUCAAGAUCUGCAGGUGGCAAUGGACCUCUUGAAAAUGAGUUGCCGCCACCAUGGGCGUCCACGUCCUCCUUCGGACUCCAAAACCUUGACUUUUCUGGUGCGGGAUUGGGCUCAUGGGCAACAGCUGAAUGAAGGCCAGAACCAGAGCCCCAAAGAGCUCCCGAUGACAAGCCAGGAGCAAAGCAUCCUCGAGAGCUUCAUCCACUCAACCACCGAAGGGCAGGGUUUGGGGCAAUUCUUCGAAUCGCUGGAGUGCCGCACCUUACCUCAUCCAGGACAUAUAGACAGGCCUUCCUGGACAGGCGAUGCGAAAGAAAUCUCUGACGACUUCCUCGUCGGCUGCCGGGGGCUCUUCUGCACCCUUGCCACCAUGGCUAGCGCACAAACCGGCGCUGCAGUUACGGUUCAAGACUUUGAGCAAACCUUGCAGGAGUACAUUGCUGUCUUGAACUCUGCGAGAGAUCUGACCGAGUCUGGCACCAGCCACAGGCAGGCGCUGUCGGAUGUUAGCUUGCUCAGCGCCUUCGACCGCUCGCGCGCCUGCUACCGGGCCAGCCUGUAUCGGGCCGGGGCUUUGACCUGGAAGGCACGACUUCCGGAGAUCUUGAGCGGUGAGGUGGCAGGUGCCAAAGCGCUGGUUGCAGAGGAGCUGGUCGCUGCACACCGCAAGGCCAUGGAGGAAGCGGCUCAGGAGCUGCGGAGGAGCGCGCUCUUCGGAGAUGCUUGGGCUUGA